AUGACUUCUGCAGGCGUAAGCGCCUCUCAUCAGACCCCAGAAGAAGAUCUGGAGCGCGAGCGGAUCCGUGAUUUGUCGAGAUAUUAUUGUACAGUCACUCAAGCGUUCCCAGCACCCGAUGCGACGACUUUUGAGGAGGAUGAGACGCCCGCGACAUUGACGGGAGAUGAACAGCCCACAGGUUGCGAGCUAGCCAAGGACAUUACCCUCAACGCACUCGCUCAGCUCGGUGUCCUCCGCUUCAAUGCCAAUCGCUCCUUUGUGUCCAUAAUCGACGGCGAAACCCAGCAUAUCAUCGCCGAAGCGACCGGCUCAGUGUCGCUACGAGAUAAGAAUCGCCACAAACCAGGAGAUGGUAUCUAUCUCGGAGCGCGGUCGCUGGACCUGAUCUGGGGCGUUUGUCCCCACACCGUUCGCUUGUUCACAGGCCGCGCGACGGACGAAAUCUAUACCGAUAAUGUAACCGCCAAUCGAACGCGCCAUAUUAUUCGAGAUUUCACCCUGGAGGAUCACUUCAAGGAUCGACCAUAUGUUCUACAGUGGCCGCAUAUGCGCUUCUACGCAGAGGUGCCUCUAUUCAGCGCUUCUGGAUACGUUCUCGGCUCCUAUUGCAUUGUCGACAACAAACCACGGGCAGAUUUCGGAGAUGAUCAGGUCAAUGACCUCCAGGAAGUGGCCGACGCCAUCGGACUGCAUCUGGAGAAUGUCCGAAUGAGCCGGGCCCAUGUUCGGACUGAAGGAUUGGUCAAAGGCUUGACAGAUUUCGUUAAAUACCAUGCGGACUUUGAUCCUAAAGAGGCCUCUAACCGUGGCCGUCUUCAGUCUGGUGUUAAUGCAGCGAAUUCCAUACCACAUGAAAUUGCCGUCACCGGUCCGGUGCUUGAUGUGCCAUUGGGUCAUGAUGUUCGAUGUGUUUCUCCCAAGCCCGAACGAUCGCUUUCCUCAGCCGUCACGGGGGAAGGAUCUGUGUUUUUCUCGCAGGAUCAACGCUCUACGACCGAACUGUCAUCUCUAUACUCGGGGUUUUCCGAUCAACCAGUAAUGCUGAGUCCCGGCGAAGAAAAGUCGAUGGGUGAAGUAUUGAAGUCAGUAGAUACCGGUGCAGCUCCAGGUGUCGAUCAAGAGUUCUCGCAGCUAUCAUUAACCCAGGGCACUCCCAUAUACGAACGCAUUGCAUCUAUAUAUUCGCGUGCAAGUACGUUGCUCCGGGAAUCUAUGGACCUGGACGGGGUUGCAUUCCUCGAUGCCUGUCCAACUAAUUUUGCGUUUGUACCCAAAGAGCCAGAAGUUAGGGAGCCGUUGAUAGCUGCAGAUCCCGGGUUCCCGGCUGCUCCGCUGCCUAUCCCUCUUGGGCUAGCUCGGGUUGUGUCGCAUGAAUUUGACCUUCCAUGCGAUACUUUGAGUUGUGCGCUAAAGUUGCCAUCUAAAGGCAAUCAUGGCCCAAAUAAUCAACCACGAAUACCACAGGGAUUGCUCCAUCAAAUGCUCAAAUCUUUCCCUCAAGGUCAGAUCCUAAGUUUAGAUGAGCCUAUUGACGAGGAUGAUUGUUUCUCGAAUGAUUACACCAGCGACUUUGAUUCUCGGCCUGAUCCCAACACUCAAACCUGUGCAAAACACCUUGCACGGUGCCUCCCCGGUGCUAAAUCGGCCCUGUUCCUUCCUUUGUGGGAUUGGAAUAAAUGUCGUUGGCUUUCUGGGGUGCUGGUAUGGACUACAAGUAGUUAUCGAGCUCUCGGGCUGGAGGAGUUACACUAUUUCAAGGUUUUUGGUGAUUCUUUGAUUUCUGAAGUUUCUCGAAUUCAUUGGGCAACUACCGAAAGAUCAAAAUUCGAUUUCAUAUCCUCUGUCAGCCACGAACUGCGGUCGCCACUGCACGGAAUACUGGCGAGUGCUGAAUUAUUACAUGCCAGUUCUCUUAGUUCAUCGCAAGAAGAGAUGGUGACCAUGAUCGAAAAAUCUGGGAUGACGUUGUUAGAUACAACGAAUCAUAUGUUGGAAUUCUGCAAGGUUAACAAUUUGAGCCAUACGGACAGGCUAAAUGAAAUGAUCCCAGAAAAUGACACGGCCAAUCUUAUUUCCGAUUUUAACAUUAGCCAUUUGGUGGAAGAGGUUGCAGACAUAUUGUACACCGGUCAGCGAGCACCUGAGCAGGUGAGCCAGCUCGCUAAAAGGAUGUCGUCCAACAAGGAAGCAUGCGAUUCGAUCAGAAAGGAUUCUAGGGCACAAAACCAACUCUCUGUUGUCGUACGAGUUGACCAAACGGACACCUGGAUGAUUCGCUCCCUUGCAGGUGCCUGGAGGAGAAUUGUGAUGAACCUUCUCGGCAAUGCGAUGAAGUGGACCACAGCCGGCUUCAUCGAAAUAGCGUUAUCCAAAGUCAGAGACCGAUCGGACUCCCAAUCACCGCUUGUGCAUCUCUCUAUUACUGAUACCGGCUGUGGAAUCGCGCCCGAUUUCAUCAAACACAAGCUGUUCGCCCCAUUCUCCCAAGAAGACCCGCUGUCCGAGGGCGUCGGGCUGGGCCUAAGCAUGGUACAGCAAUUGGUGAUGUCGCUCGGGGGGCAUGUCAAUGUAAGGAGCGAGAUAGGCCUUGGGACUCAGGCCGAUGUCUACAUCCCGGUUCAAUAUCUACCUGCUAGUAUUGGUCCGGAGGAUAGCCUGACACCGACAACCACUCAGCCAGGAACUACCCCAAUGCAUGCAUGCUUGGUAGGCUUCAAUGGUUAUCCUGACCUCACAGAGACGCCCACUGGAAUUCUCACCGUCGAAAGCAAACGAAAUCUUUCCAUUCAGAGUGCACUCGCAAAUAUCUUCAUGACAAAGAUGAAGUGGAGAAUUUCUCUGGCUGACUCCAUCGACAAAGCUCGUGGCCAGGUCAUUGUCAUUGAGGAAGAACUCCUUAAACGAACUAUGGAUGAAAAUGGUCAACUUGUGUCAGUAAUGGCAGCUCAGAAUGGCUUUGACUUCUUCAUCGUGCUGAGCGGCAAUGUCCCAAUCAUACUUGACAGUCUCUCUGUCAACAUCAUCCGCGUUGCCCAACCAUUCGGACCACAGAAAAUUUACAAAGCCGUUGAAAAGAUUAUGAAGUGGCGCGAGAUCCAAACAAAAGCCUCGUCCCCUGUGCCAGAAGUUGCUUUCCCGGUCAUGUCUCCACCAAUACAAAGAAAAAUCAGUUCAGACUCUGACUCUGAUGUCUGUGGUAGAGGGACGUCUGAGUAUUCGAAUGAAGCAAUGAGCUCACCGGGAGGAUCAAGCAGCUCCACACCCCGACCAUCCAGCAAGCAAGCACUGGCCCAUGUGCUCAUUGUGGACGACAAUGAAAUUAAUGUCAAGAUCAUGUCCACCUUCAUGCGCAAAAUAAACUGCAGCUAUGACACAGCCCACAAUGGCCUCGUCGCAUUGGAGAAAUACAAAUCCUCGAACUUUCACUACGACUUCGUCCUGAUGGACAUUUCAAUGCCGGUGAUGGACGGCCUCGUCUCAACGAGCAAAAUUCGCGAAUUCGAACGCGAACAUAAUAUCAGACCCUCUUGCAUCAUGGCUGUCACUGGAGUUUCCUCCACUGGCUUCCAGCACCAGGCUACUACGGCUGGUAUCGAUAACUACCUCAUCAAACCCCUCUCCCUUCGCGCCCUUAGAACUCUUAUGAACGUUUCAUGA
Messenger RNA from Penicillium psychrosexuale, 3660 nucleotides. Its product is annotated as hybrid sensor histidine kinase/response regulator. Bases 1 to 3660 code for a protein of 1219 amino acids. Gene Ontology annotation, biological process: phosphorelay signal transduction system; protein autophosphorylation. The transcript is spliced from 6 exons. Gene Ontology annotation, molecular function: phosphorelay sensor kinase activity; histidine phosphotransfer kinase activity; protein binding. NCBI's taxonomy places the organism in Eukaryota, Fungi, Ascomycota, Eurotiomycetes, Eurotiales, Aspergillaceae. The record is from RefSeq and is a predicted model, not a curated record.